Gymnodraco acuticeps is the source of this 2227-nucleotide messenger RNA. RefSeq names its product Bardet-Biedl syndrome 4 (gene bbs4). Lineage: Eukaryota; Metazoa; Chordata; Actinopteri; Perciformes; Bathydraconidae. The coding region runs from base 1 to 1638 and encodes 545 amino acids. Gene Ontology annotation, cellular component: ciliary basal body. The transcript has 16 exons. The record is from RefSeq and is a predicted model, not a curated record. Gene Ontology annotation, biological process: cilium assembly; protein localization to cilium. Gene Ontology annotation, molecular function: protein binding.
AUGGCAACAGCUUCUGCUGUUGAUCAUCCCAAGAUGGCGGACGAGGAGAAUGUCACCGCGCUCCCAGUUGCGACUGAAGCCAAGAAACGUCGGGCACCUAAAGCUCCAGAGCUUCCCAUUGUUGAGAGGAGAAACUGGCUCAUCCACCAGCACUAUAUCCGUAAAGACUAUGAUACCUGUAAGGCGAUCAUCAAAGAACAGCUGCAGGAGACUAAUGGGAUGUGUGAAUAUGCCAUCUAUGUUCAAGCACUAAUCCUGCGUCUUGAGGGCAAGAUCCAGCCGUCCCUGGAGCUGUUUCAGAGCUGCGCCAUCCUUAAUCCCAGCAGCACUGACAACCUCAAGCAAGUGGCCAGAUCACUAUUUCUCCUGGGAAAGCACAAAGCAGCGAUUGAAUUCUAUCAUGAAGCUGCAAGGCUCAACGAGAAAGACUGGGAGAUCAAUCACAAUCUGGGGUUGUGCUAUUUCUUCAUCAAAGACUUCAAAAAUGCUGAGGAGCAUCUUAACAUAGCUCUCCAGAUAAACAAGCACGACAAGAGCUUCAUGAUGCUCGGGAAAGUUCAUCUACUGGCCGGAGAAACGGACAGGGCCAUUGAAGUGUACAAGAGGGCAGUGGACUUCUCUCCAGAGAACACUGAACUCCUGACGACUCUGGGCCUGCUCUUUUUACAGCUCGGAAAAUACCAAAAAGCAUUUGAGUACCUUGGAAAUGCCCUCACUUUUGACCCCAACAAUUAUAAGGCCAUCCUGGCUGCAGGCAGCAUGAUGCAGACCCACGGAGACUUUGAUGUGGCCAUGAACAAGUACCGAGUGGCGGCCUGUGCCGUGCCUGAGAGCCCGCCCCUCUGGAACAACAUCGGCAUGUGCUUCUUUGGGAAAAAGAAAUACGUAGCUGCCAUCAGCUGCCUGAAGCGGGCUCACUACAUGUCUCCUUUUGAUUGGAAGGUGUUGUACAACCUGGGUCUGGUCCACCUGACCAUGCAGCAGUACGCCUCUGCCUUCCACUUCCUCAGCGCAGCCAUCAACCUGAACCCACGCAUGGGCGAUCUCUACAUGUUGCUGGCAGUGGCUCUGACCAACUUGGAGGACGUAGAGAAUGCCACCAGAGCGUAUGAACAAGCUGUGACCAUCGACCAAUCCAACCCUCUGGUCAACCUGAACUUUGCCAUCUUCCUCUAUAACCAUGGCGAUAAGAAGGCCACUCUGGAUCAGUACCAGGAGAUGGAGAGGAAAGUCAACCUGCUUCGAGACAGCAGUAGCAGCUUCGAAUUUGACCCUGAGCUGAUGGACAUGGCUCAGAAGAUGGGGGCUGCCCUGCAGGUGACAGAGGGCCUGGUGUGGGCUAAACCAGACAAGGAGUCCAAAUCUAAACCCAACUCUGCAGCAGCCACCAAAGCCCCCGGAGCUGCUCUUGGAACCAACCAAGCUCUGGGCCAAGCCAUGUCUUCUGCUGCGAGCUACAACAAGAACAUGCAGCUACCAUCAGGAGUUUCCAAAGGCCCCUCCAUGCCCCUGGAGCCAGAGCCCGAUGAGGAGUUGGCCCCCAGCCCCCCCGAUGAUCCUCCAGGAUCCCCGCUGCCUGCAGAGUCAGAAAACCCCAAACCCAAAACCUCCAAGAGGAGAUCUAAGGUGGAGGAAUGAGUUUAGCUGCUAUCUGCAUCUUACUAGAUAUCUUUGUCAUAAGAUCACGCUGGUUUUAUGGAGGCAAAUCAAGGUUCUUAAACAGCACUCAAGCUAUUUGUGGUUUUCUAGCUCCUUGUAGUUAGACAUGAAGGCUGAGGGGUUGUGCUUCUGGUUUGAAUACCUGCUGCACUGACAUUUGUCCUCCUUUACAGUGAAAAGGUCAACUAUUAUGUGCAAUUUGUUCAUACUAUUUAUUGCUAGAUUACUGACUGUCAGUAAACCAACACCCUGCUUCAUGCAAGAUGAGGAAAUCAAGUGUUUCUUGUAGAUGUCGAUGUGGCAGGUUUGGUGCACAUGUCCAACACAUUUCAAUGGAACUUUAGGAACUUCUCUUUUCAACAAAAUGGUUAUAUGAACAUUGUUAAGGAACUGCUUCGACAAUCACUGAGAUCUUAGGACAGAAAUGGAUGUUAUGAUAGUUACAGGUUGUCUGUCUGAUAUGGCUCUUUUUGAGGGUUGAGUGUAAAUAGGGACACGCUUUUAUAUGUGGAUACAUGGUAUGUUUAUAGAGAGUAAUGUAUUUAAUAAAAAAACAAGAGACUUUAAA